AUGGCACCUAGACUUCCUCCUCCUCCUCCACCACAGACCAAUGAGCAUGAUGUGCCCAAUAACACGAGGCUGUUGGAAUCUGUGAUCGAGAAGCUACAAGAGCAGAAUGCUGUUCUGAUGCAGCAGAACGCGACUAAUUCACAAAAUCUCGAAGCUGCUCGCGCCAAUUCUGAAAUGACUCAGAGACAACUAAUGGAGAUUCUUGCAGCUACUAGGGGUACGCCGGGAGCAUCUGCUUCGAAUGCUACUCAUCAGGUUGAGUGGACUUUGGAGAGCUCUUUGCAGCAUCGCCCUGCGAGGUUCGAUGGGAAGUGCCCUCCUGACGGAGCUGAUCAGUGGAUAAGGGACAUAGAACAGAUCUAUGAUGCCAAGGAAUGUCUGAACGAUAGAAGAAUGGCAUUCACUGAAUAUUUAUUGACUGGAGAGGCCAGUCAUUGGUGGUCGACUGCGAAGAUGUUGCUAACAGAAUCUCACAGCCCUAUUUCCUGGAAAGUCUUCAAGGAAAAGUUUUAUGAGGAGUAUUUUCCGGAUAGUGUUCGUUUCGGCAAAGAAGUGGAAUUUCUCCAGUUGGUGCAAGGUAACAUGACUGUUUCUGAGUACACCAACAGGUUCAAACAUCUGGUUCGCUUUAAUACCCUUGCCGCCAGUGAAGUGUGGCAGUGCAGGAAGUUUGAAAAUGGACUGAGGAGUGAUCUUAAGGUAUUGAUAUCCAGCCUCUGCAUUAAGUCUUUUCCUGCCAUGAUUGAGAGAGCAAAAGUGUUAGAGAAAAAUGUGGCUGAAGCAGAACGACUGAAGAAGCAGCAACAACCAACUAGAGGGCCAAUCAUGUCCAGGCCGAAUAUGAAUCGGAACAGGUUGCCGUAUGCUCGUCCAGCACAACCAUCAAAUUCUCAGGCUAUGGUUGUUGCCGGACAGUCUGGACAACAUGGAUCAGUCAGAUGUUUUAAGUGUGGAGGACCACACUAUCGAUCGUCGUGUCCUUUGUUGGAGGGAGCAAAAUACUGUACUCGCUGCAGAAGAAAUGGUCACAUGGAGCACGAGUGUAAUAUGGGCAGACGUGCAGUAAUGAGGCCGCCAAAUGCCGGGAGGAUGCAACAGGAUCGGGGUGGAAGAGCACAAGCGGUUGGUCGUGUUUAUGCUAUAACAGGCGCCGAAGCUGCCAGUUCAGAGGUUGAAGGACGUAACUAUAAGGUAAACCUCAUCUGCCUACCCCUAAAGGAUUUAGAAGUGAUCCUAGGAAUGGAUUGGUUGGCUGCCAAUCGCAUUCUUAUUGACUGUGGUGCAAAGGAAUUGUGCCUGGAUUACCUCCUCCACGCGAGGUAG
Vigna angularis (adzuki bean) is the source of this 1323-nucleotide messenger RNA. RefSeq lists its product as uncharacterized. Bases 1 to 1323 code for a protein of 440 amino acids. NCBI's taxonomy places the organism in Eukaryota, Viridiplantae, Streptophyta, Magnoliopsida, Fabales, Fabaceae. The transcript has 3 exons. The record is from RefSeq and is a predicted model, not a curated record. Gene Ontology annotation, molecular function: nucleic acid binding; zinc ion binding.